This is a messenger RNA of Chelonoidis abingdonii (Abingdon island giant tortoise), 1048 nucleotides long. The record is from RefSeq and is a predicted model, not a curated record. NCBI's taxonomy places the organism in Eukaryota, Metazoa, Chordata, Testudines, Testudinidae.
AUGUCCCGCACCCUAUGGCAAACACCAGCCUCAUUGGCUCCUACUGCCAAGAGGACUGAGAGGCGCUACUUCAUCCCCUCUAAAGGGCACGAACACCUGUACACCCACCCUCUCCCUGACUCCUUGGCAGUAGACACAGCUUACCAGCGGGAGCAUCAAGGAUUUCAGGGCUCGACACCGAAGAGCAGGGACGCAAAAAGCCUUGAGCUCUUUGGUAGAAAGGUGUACUCCACGGGGGGUCUCCAAUUCUGCAUUGCCAAUCAACAGGCAAUAGUAAGCCGAUAUGGCCACAACACCUGUUUGGCCAUGUCGAAGUUUGUGGAGCUCUUUCCCCAGGACUUGAGAUCAGAAUUUUCGGCCCUGGUGGAGGAGGACAAACUGAUCUCUCGAGCCUCCCUCCAGGCCGCCUUAGAUGUGGCGGACUCAGCCUCGUACAUCCGAAUAGUUGGCACCCACAACACGGUGAACAAAGUUUUCCAUAUUGUGGCAUUUGAAUGCAUGUUUACCAACAAAACCUUCACUCUUGAGAAAGGUCUUAUAGUUCCCACUGAAAAUGUUGCAACAAUUGCAGACUGUGCCAGUGUGAUUGAGGGUGUAAGUCGAAGUCGCAAUGCCUUAUUGAAUGGAGAUACAAAGAAUUAUGACUGGGAUUCCGGGUACACGUGUCAUCAGCUAGGCAGUGGUGCUAUUGUGGUACAGCUCGCACAGCCAUUCAUGAUUGGAUCAAUACGGUUACUUCUCUGGGACUGUGAUGAUCGGAGCUAUAGUUACUACAUUGAGAUUUCCACUAAUCAGCAGCAAUGGACCAUGGUGGCUGAUCGAACAAAAGUUUCCUGCAAAUCUUGGCAAGCAAUAACUUUUGAGAGACAACCUGCAUCCUUCAUCAGAAUAGUUGGAACUCACAACACAGCUAAUGAGAGUUUCAAAGAGGAGCAAAACUCCUCAGAGUGAAUGCCAGACCAGACAAUGCGCAAAGCAAAUGUAAAGUUGAAACUGUUAUGCUUUGUAUUUAUUUCUUAGUUUGUUUCCUUUCAAAUAUAUAUGUUAA